Lacerta agilis (Sand lizard) is the source of this 4718-nucleotide messenger RNA. It is a transcript of the gene ZNF516, whose product is annotated as zinc finger protein 516. The record is from RefSeq and is a predicted model, not a curated record. Bases 518 to 4198 code for a protein of 1226 amino acids. Lineage: Eukaryota; Metazoa; Chordata; Lepidosauria; Squamata; Lacertidae. Gene Ontology annotation, biological process: regulation of DNA-templated transcription. The transcript is spliced from 5 exons. Gene Ontology annotation, cellular component: nucleus. Gene Ontology annotation, molecular function: DNA-binding transcription factor activity, RNA polymerase II-specific; RNA polymerase II cis-regulatory region sequence-specific DNA binding.
GAAGAAGGGAGGAGCUUCGCCCUGGCAGGCGGCUCUCACCCUCAGUUGUUUUCUCCCCCUUUUUCUGUAGCCAGAAACGUCACACAGCCAUGUAACUGUAAUACAAGAAGUGAAAGAGGCAGAGAGAGAGAGAGAGAGAGAGGGAGAGAGAACAGGCACAGCUCAACUUCUAACCCUUAACAAAGGCAAGAGAGAGAGAGAGAGAAAGGAUUUGUCAAGGCACUACCCAAAAGAAAAGAAAAGUGGAGGUGGGGUGGGGAGAGACCGCUGCAGCCCCUGAGAAACCAGGCGAGGCUCAAUUUCUGGAGGAGGAGAAGCAAGCAGCUCUGGAGGUUAGAGCGCUGCCCUCUUGGAUUAUGUGGGGCUCCUGUUGGCGGAGGACACUGACUCGGGAGGUCCUGCUUGCUAUCUGACUCAAGAAACGCCAAUGAAUGUUUGUAUCCCAAAUGCUUACAAGCAGCUGGAAGAAAACCCAAAUAUGAGACUGAAGAGAUAAAGGCUCCAUCAGCAGGAAUGCAUGAUUGAAAAAGCAUCCCAGUUUCCCAGCCCGGAACAGGGUUCUGCACUUUUGACUGAUGCUUCUGCGGUGCAGAUGGAUUGUAGCAUAAGCGCAAACAUGGAAUUACGAAGAGCCUCGAGUCCUCACAAGAUGAACAAGAAUGAUAUGAAUGCAAACAAGUCUGUGCUGCACAGCUGCUGCAUCUGUGGCAAAAGUUUUCCUUUCCAGAGCUCACUUUCACAGCACAUGAGGAAGCACACAGGGGAGAAGCCAUACAAGUGUCCUUAUUGUGACCACCGAGCUUCCCAAAAGGGCAACUUGAAGAUUCACAUCCGGAGUCACAGGACAGGCACUAUUAGUCAGGGGAAUGAAGUGGAGAUGGGAGGAGAAGCACAGCUCAGUGAGAUGAGAGUAUCUGAAGGCCUUGAUGGUUGCACUAGCCCCACCAAAAGCACCUCUGCCUGCAACAAGAUAUUGAACGGAGCAACUCCCAAAGAAGAAGGCAAGAUCUUGCUCAGGAGCAGCAGGAAGGAGUCCUCUGAAGAAGCACCAGUUGGAGAAGAUGUUAAGUUAUGUACUUUUCCAUGUACCUUCUGCAAAAACAAAUUUGAAGGUAAGAAAGCGUUGGAGCAGCACAUACACCAGGUCCACAAACCUUUCAAAUGCAGGCUGUGCAACUACAUGACAUUAAGAGAGGAGACUCUGCUAAACCACAUAGAAAGAGACCACAUCACCACUCAGGUUCCAAACGGGGAAACGUACAAUGCCGAGAACUGCAAGGCUGAGUCGAGUGCAGGAGAGUUUCCUUGCGAAGUCUGUGGGCAGGCUUUUAGUCAAACCUGGUUCCUCAAAGCUCACAUGAAAAAGCAUAGAGGGUCAUUUGACCAUGGAUGCCACAUCUGUGGCAGGAAAUUUAAAGAGCCCUGGUUUCUCAAAAACCACAUGAAAUCCCAUGGCCCAAAAUCGGGGAGCAAAAACAAGCCAAAAAACGAUUCUGAGCCUAUAGCCACUAUUAAUGAUGUCGUUCAAGAAGAGAUGAUUGUGACUGGUUUGUCCCUGUAUGAAAUUUGUACAAAGUGUGGAAACCUGUUUACAAAUAUGGAAAGCCUAAAAGCACACAAUUCUGUACAUUGCAAGUCUCAAGAAGCCUGCAGUGAACAUAGAGUUGAUAGGCUAGUUGACGGGGAACCCCCUGUUGCAAAGCAGUUUUUCUUCCAGUAUCUGAAAUUAAGGCCAUCUGUAGGGAUUGAUGGCACUCCAAGGGGCCAUUCAGGAAAAAGAGUAGCUGAGCUGGAUCCAGUCAACAGUUACCAGGCUUGGCAUCUGGCUACCAAAGGAAAAGUUGCAGAGCCUUCUGAGUACGUGAAGUAUUUAGGAUGGGACGAAGUCCUGGCGGAUGCUGACGUCACUUACGACAGGGACAAAAGGGAAUAUAUUCUCGUCAGCCAAGAAAAGCGCAAACAAGAGCAGGACUCCUUCAGCUCGUCUAGCAAUCCGAAGAAGAAGAAUUGUACUAGUGGGCGUUCGGAAAAAAGCAGCCAUGUGCAGUCAGGAGACAGCUGCAUGCUUAGCCAAGAAGACCUGGAGUAUAGGCCGUCCUCGCGCCAGAGCAGAAGGGUGUCUCAGAACAAGUCUACAGAGUGCUUUGAGUGUGGCAAGAUCUUCCGCACCUAUCACCAAAUGGUACUUCAUUCCCGUGUGCACAGGAAAGACCGCAGAAGCUGCAGUGAAGGGGUGGCGGCCGCUCAGCAAGAUCAGUAUAGAUCAAAUAGUGAGGAUGGGGACUCUGGGUCUGCCAGUGGACCGAGCACACCAAGUUCUGCUUCUGGCCCAGAUGAUUCAGUCACCUCUGGAGUGGGUGAGGAGGGGCCCGAGGAUAGUUCAGAGGAAGCAACACAAGAGCCACCCCCACGUAAAAAGCCGUACCUCUGCAGUUUUUCUGAAGGAGCACCUCUGGCAACCCUACAGUUCAACCAUGGGAGAAACAUUACAAGAGAAAACAACGCCAGUGAAUCUAAAACAGAGCUGUCUUUGGUGGCAUCUAUACCAGAAAACAAGACCAGAGAACCCUUUCCAAAAUAUGUGGAUUGCAAAAUUUCCCUUGAUUUAAAGAAGUCGGCAUUUCAGCCAAGCCACAAUUUCCCUUGCUCCAGUAGGACUGUUGACUUUGCUUCUAGACUCUGUCCAACAUAUUCUGAUGUGAGACUGGAUUUGCAAACCCCGCUGGGCAAGGUCUCUAAGGAGAAUCCUCCUGAUAUGUGUGAAGACUCUGUGUUAAUUGACAAUGCAGAUUUCCCAGAGAAGAUUCCAUUAGAUCUAAGUGAGAAGUCAAGCAGGGCUGUUUCAUGCAAUACGAGUUUUACCUCAACCUUACAGGCUGCUUUGAUUGUCCACCCAUGCCCUUACUGCAGCCAUAAGACCUAUUACCCAGAAGUCCUGUGGAUGCACAAAAGAAUUUGUCACAAGGUCAGCUGUAACUCUGUGGCUCCCCCUUGGGUUCUUCAAAAUGGAUUCAAGAGUAUAAAACACAACACCGUUUUCAUGGCACGAAGUGGCCGCACCGGACCCCCUCCUGCUCUUGGUGGUAAAGAAUGCCAGCCUUUGCCUGUCAGCAGAUUCACACGCCUUCAGGUGCCAAGUGGGUUGUCAGGAUCUAAAAAUAAUUCUUCUGGUUCUGUUAUGACUGCUAAGCCUGGGACUAUGCAGAAGGAUGCUCCUCUGCCCACUGGUAGCUAUGGUCCACGGUCAUCAGGCACUGAUGGGUACAGGCAGCCGAAACUAAACCACACCCACGAGCAAAACAGCACAGUAUCCCAGCAGCCCCAACUGAAAGCAAAAUACGAAGCAAACUCCAAGUUGCUGCAGGCAGGGAGCUUUGGCAUAAGUUUGGUGCCUUCCCCAGUGAUUAUCUCUAAACCCAACUCACAGCCCUCCAACAGCAAACUCGCUGAGAAGUAUACCAUUCCCCAAGUCAGUGCUGGGUUUGUCCCUUUAAGCAAGCAUUGCGCUUCAGAACCAGGGAAGGCCAAAUUUUACUCUCCGCCUCAGUACCUCCCCCCAUGUAAAGCUGAACCAUACCUUGUGCAAGAAGAUCCACCUGUGCCUCAGCAAGAUCCGAACACCAAGAAAGAGAAUGAGGUGAGGGCGCUGGUGAAUUGUACAGCAGGAUCCAGAGCAAGUCCUCUGAUGCUGCCCCAGCCUAAAACAGCAGGGCCUCUCCCACCUGUACAUUCCACCAAACAGGAGCCACCAUCGGAAGGACACGAGAAGUGCUUGGACAUUUUGAACAUCUUUAAGACCUCCAUUCCAAAGGAUCUCGCCACUCUCUACCAAACAUGGGGUGCCAAUAGCCCUGUAGUGGACCAUGCUGGGAUGCUUAGGACACAAACACGCCAAGGAGACUAUCUCUGCGUAGAGUGUGGAAAGGGUUUCACCCAACCAAGCCACCUCAGAACUCACAUGAGGUCUCACACAGGCGAGAGACCCUUCCAGUGCAGAUAUUGUCCAUACAGUGCCUCUCAGAAAGGGAACCUAAAGACGCAUGUCCAGUGUGUACACCGGGUUCCUUUUGACAACAGCCAGUACCUUGAUCGACGGUUCCUGCAGCCUCCAAAUAAUUAUUCUCACAACCCUAUGGAAGAACAGCUGGAGAACCUCCUUGCAAAGCAUCCGGUCCCAGGAGCGACUGUGUUACAAUGAAAUCUGUGCUCUGUGCUUUGCUGGAAAGCGAUGCCUCUGAACUGUUAAUCAUUUUUUAAAAAAAUAAAUGAAGAAGCUGCAGAAGAUAUAUACAAAUUGACAUACUAAUCAGUCCCCACAGCUCCUUAUUUCCUUUAUAACAAACUGUGGCGUUGGCAAGCUUUCUGGUGGCGCAAGGCAUCUAUAUUAAUCAAGAUAACUUUUUUUUAGACACUGGAAAAAUUAAACUUUAUAUGAUUUGGAGGGCAGCACUGCAACAAAAUCCUCCCUCAUGGUUGCUUGAAUCUUCAAAACACACACACACACACACACACACACACACACACAGGUGGAUGUGGGAAUGUGGGAUGGAGUGAUUAAUGAAACUGCCAUUAGCUGUCAUGCUGGGGGAGAAAAACACAACUUUUUUCCCUCCCCCCCCCCAAAAGGAAGAAAGCAAAAUGGAGGAGUCAUUCAGUGCUGUGAAAGCCAGGCUUGAUGAAGGACGGAAGGGACUAAAGAGAAAAACCAUCAUUCUGCA